This is a messenger RNA of Hipposideros armiger (great roundleaf bat), 2920 nucleotides long. It is a transcript of the gene GRSF1, whose product is annotated as G-rich RNA sequence binding factor 1. The transcript is spliced from 10 exons. Gene Ontology annotation, molecular function: RNA binding. The record is from RefSeq and is a predicted model, not a curated record. Bases 103 to 1542 code for a protein of 479 amino acids. Lineage: Eukaryota; Metazoa; Chordata; Mammalia; Chiroptera; Hipposideridae.
GCGCAUGUGCCUGGCGCCCCCACCCCGGCCCUGGAUUCCACUUCCUCUCCGCUGGCGCUGCAGCCGCAGCCGCCUACAGGCCCCACGCCGCCUCCGGAGUCCAUGGCCGGGACGCGCUGGGUGCUCGGGGCGCUGCUCCGAGGCUGCGGCUGCAACUGUAGCAGCUGCCGGCGCACCGGCGCUGCCUGCCUGCCCUUCUACUCGGCUGCCGGCUCCUUCCCGUCUGGCGUCUCGGGCCGCCGCCGCCUGCUGCUGCUGCUCGGGGCCGCCGCGGCCGCCGCCUCUCAGACUCGGGGCCUCCAUACCGGGCCUGUGCCCGCCGGGAGGCUGGCGGGGCCUCCCCCCGCGACCGCCUCCGCCGCCGCCGCGGCCGCUGCCUCUUACCCGGCUCUGCGCGCCCCGCUGCUGCCGCAGUCGUUGGCGGCGGCCGCGGGCCCGACGCGGGGAUACAGCCAGGAGUCCAAAACCACCUACCUGGAAGACCUUCCGCCUCUCCCUGAGUAUGAAUUGGCUCCAUCCAAGUUAGGAGAGGAAGUGGAUGAUGUUUAUCUCAUUCGAGCUCAAGGAUUACCAUGGUCCUGCACUGUAGAAGAUGUGCUUAGCUUUUUCUCAGACUGCAGAAUCCGCAAUGGUGAGAAUGGAAUACACUUCCUCUUAAACAGAGAUGGGAAACGAAGGGGUGAUGCCUUAAUUGAAAUGGAGUCAGAGCAGGAUGUGCAGAAAGCCUUAGAAAAGCAUCGCAUGUACAUGGGGCAGCGGUAUGUGGAAGUAUAUGAGAUAAACAAUGAAGAUGUGGAUGCCUUAAUGAAGAACCUGCAGGUCAAAUCUUCACCUGUGGUAAAUGAUGGCGUGGUUCGUUUGAGAGGACUUCCUUACAGUUGCAACGAGAAAGACAUUGUAGACUUCUUUGCAGGACUGAAUAUAGUAGACAUUACUUUUGUAAUGGACUACAGAGGGAGAAGAAAAACAGGAGAAGCCUAUGUGCAGUUUGAAGAACCAGAAAUGGCCAACCAAGCCCUGUUGAAACACAGGGAAGAAAUUGGUAACCGAUAUAUAGAGAUAUUUCCAAGCAGGAGGAAUGAAGUUCGAACACAUGUCGGUUCUCAUAAGGGAAAGAAAAUGGCAUCUUCUCCUACUGCUAAGUAUAUAACUGAGCCAGAAAUGGUCUUUGAAGAACACGAAGUAAAUGAGGAUAUUCGACCAAUGACCACUUUUGAAAGUGAGAAGGAAAUCGAAUUGCCUAAGGAGAUGUCAGAAAAGCUUCCAGAGGCUGUUGAUUAUGGAACUACAUCUUCACUACAUUUUGUUCACAUGAGAGGAUUGCCUUUCCAAGCCAAUGCCCAAGACAUUAUAAAUUUUUUUGCUCCUCUGAAGCCUGUUAGAAUCACUAUGGAGUAUAGCUCUAGUGGGAAGGCCACAGGAGAAGCUGAUGUGCACUUUGACACCCACGAGGAUGCUGUUGCAGCCAUGCUCAAGGAUCGCUCCCAUGUUCACCAUAGGUAUAUUGAAUUGUUCCUGAAUUCAUGUCCAAAGGGAAAAUAAAAAUAAGACUUCCAGGGACUCCAGAUAAUAAGGAUGAAGCAAGAAGCAUUUCAUUUGCACAUCUUUCUUGGACGUGGGAUAUAAAGUUCCAGUUUUUUAGCAGCAACUGCUACAGAAAGGAUUUUGGGAUUUGGGGUUAAUUGCUUAUAAGAAAAAUUCCGUAGUGGACUGUUUAGAAAGAAAAUGGAAGAUUCAGUUUGGGAUUAAAUAAACCACAAAAUUUAAAUUUUUGUUUAAACUGUCCCGGAUCUAAUUUAAAAAUCUGGUCUUUAUUUUAUAUGAUAAAACAGUUUGUUUUCAUAGAAGAAAUAUUACCCAAUGUAAAGACUGCAUAUUUUUAUUCAGCACUGUCCUUUAAAGACUUUCCCUCAUUUUAAAAAUGGUAUUUGAGAGCUCUGAUAUAAAACUUACCAUGGAAUAAAAUACUGAUUUAUUUUAACCAAAUACGCACCAAAGCAAAGAAAGGUUUCCGACCUUUGAACCGUUAUGGUUUUACAGAGUAGUUAUAAUUUUAGGUGUAUUUGAUGACUUAGGGGUAGGAAUUAAAAAAAGAAAAGAGUCAAAACAAAAAAUAAAUACCACAGAUUAGUGAGUGUAAAUAACUAUUUGGCAGUUUCAUGUUUUUAGAAAUGUUUUGCCUUUCUAGGCCUUGUACUGAAGGCAUUUAACAUUAAUGCCAGUAUGCUUAAGGAGGGAAUUCUAGCCUCAACUUAAAAGUUGUCUUAACACCCCCCAACCCCUUGUUUUGGUUUUGGGUAAACUGUAAGGGUGUUCGUCUCAAUCCUGUGAAGUGACAUGUCAGAACAGUCCUGACUGGUAAGGACAUUAAUGGCUUCACUUGAGUUUAAACCAGCUCUAGAUAGGAAAAAAAAUCUCAGUCUCAUUUGCUUUUUCAGUGGGGUAGCACAUCCCAUAUUUUAGAACAAAGGGGUGCCUUGCUUAAAUAAAAAUAGCAUUUAAUGUAUAAUUGUGUGAAGGAUUUAUGGAUGAAGCUGUAUUUCUGUCACAUUAUUGCAGUACUUUCUGCUUUAAUAUUAAACAGCUUGUUAUUUAACUAUUGGAUCAAAAUGGCUGGCUUCAAAAUGUAGUCAUUAAUAAACUAAGUUUAUGUGCACCUUGUAGGAGAAUCAACAUCCUUUAUACUUUCUUUGCCUUGUUCCUGUUCUCAGGGUGACGACUGCUAUGUAGAUAGUUACCAGGAAAUGCAAUCCUAAUUCAUAAAAUUGAAUUAGCCCAGAUUUCUGAGCGGUGAUAUCUGGAAGAGAGAUUAUGUCUUCUCUCACUCAAUACAUAACCAUCUUUGAUUACCAGCUAAGAUACAAAAUCACUGUACUGUAAAUAGUCAAUAAAUGAAGGCUUUGUUUCAGGCUGAAGAUUA